AUGAGCGUCAGCUUUGUGCUUCUCCUGGCACUUUCUGCUGUGGGUGGCACAACCACAAAAUACUACACCUACGAGGAGGAUGCCGUUGGCACUUUUAUUGGGAAUUUAUCUGAAGACUUGAAAAUCGACCCAGCCGAGGAUCCCGACACAAGUUUCCGCUUCAUGCAAGAGACAAACUCCACUUUGAUCCACAUGAGAGCGACUGACGGGCUUUUGACUGUAGGAGAUCGCAUCGACCGGGAAAGCCUCUGCCAGCGCUCCCCCCGGUGUCUUAUCACUUUCGACGUGGUGGUUUUCUUCAAAGAGAAAUUUCUUUUGAUCCACGUGGAAAUCCACGUCAAAGACAUAAACGACAACUCCCCUGAAUUUCAGAGGAACACAACGGACAUGGAAAUAUCUGAAAACGUGCCAGUAGGCACACGGUUUCCACUGGACGCAGCGGUCGACCUAGACGUCGGUAACAAUUACAUUCAAACUUACCAACUUCUUCUCAACAACCACUUUGGCAUCGAGGUGCGGCAUACGGAGGAUGGGGCAAAGUUCCCCGAGCUGAUUCUGCUUAAAGCGCUCGAUAGAGAAGUCGAAGAAAAUUACACUCUUAAAGUAAGUGCCACUGAUGGUGGCAGUCCGCCCAAAUCUGGGUCAAUGACCGUAAAUGUUAAAGUUAUGGACUAUAAUGACAACAGCCCUAUUUUCGAGCACGAUACUCUCAAAGUUGAAUUCCCAGAGGACGCACCGGCCGGAUUUCUUCUCCUUAAAGUGCACGCUUCUGAUCCUGAUCAGGGGCCCAAUGGGGAGGUGCGCUACGACUUUGCGGAGGGGUGUCAAGAAGAGUCCAAAGGCACAUUUCAAAUCGACCCAAUUACUGGCGCAGUGACCCUGAAGUCGCUGGUAGAUUUCGAGACGAAGAGAUCAUAUGAGCUGAAUAUUCAGGCUUAUGACAUGGGUCUUAAUUCUAUUCCGUCGACCUGCAAAGUCAUGAUUGAAGUCGUGGACGUGAAUGACAACCCACCUGAGAUCAACAUUAAACCGAUGACGUCGAUGAGUGACGGAGUUGCGUACAUAACCGAGGCUGCUGCCGUGGAGAGUUUCGUGGCUUUGAUCAGCACCUCGGACAGGGACUCGGGCGAAAACGGCUACGUGCGGGUGAGUUUGAAUGGACACGAACACUUCAAACUCCAACAGGCCUAUGGCAAUUCUCUUAUGGUUGUCACCACGGCCACGCUGGACAGAGAAAAGAUCCCAGAAUACAACCUGACAUUCGAGGCCGAGGACACGGGCUCUCCACCUUUCAAAACUUUGAAGCAGUACACCGUCAGGGUAAGAGAUGAAAACGACAAUUCGCCCACAUUCAGUAAAUCAGUAUACGAAAUAUCAGUGAUGGAAAACAAAGCACCGGGCACUUACAUUGCCACAGUGGUAGCCCGUGACCCCGAUGCCGGGGAGAACGGAAAAGUGACUUACAAACUCAUAGACGGCGAGUCACCAGGGGGGGCGCCACUGUCCUCCUUCGUUUCGGUAGAUCCCCUCUCAGGGUCUCUCCACACCGUCAGCGCUUUUAAUUACGAGUCUGUUCAGCAGUUUGACGUGCCAAUUGAAGCCACAGAUGGCGGCUCACCUCAAAUGUCCAGCACGGCUGUGGUCAGAAUCAAAGUUCUGGACCAAAACGACAACGCCCCUUUCAUCAUCUACCCGGUUCUUCUGAACGACUCUGCCAAUGUGCCCAUUCCUUACAAUGCUCCAGCAGGCUACCUCGCCUUGAGGAUCAAGGCCCGGGAUCCCGAUGAAGGCAUGAACGGUGAGCUCACCUACAGACUGGCGGAGGACAAACAGCAUGUCUUCUCAGUCAGCAAACUCAGUGGAGAACUGGUGCUCAAGUACGGCCUAUCAUUCGCUCUAGGAGAAGUCCUGGAGGUGAAGAUUGUUGUCACAGACAGCGGCAGGUCACCACUGUCCUGCAUCGCCACCGUCCGCUUUGUGGUCACAGACAUGGCCAUCAACGAGGAGCCCAUCCUGGUCCUCUUGCAGUCCCAUGAGGACUCUGCGGAGGAACCUGAGGUCAUGGACGCCUCUCUGGUCAUCAUCAUCUUGCUUGCCGUUGGCUGCGCCCUCCUGCUUGUGGCCAUCAUGACUGUGGCCCUCUCACGGAGGUGCUGCCAGCGAGACAGGCCUCUGGACCCGAAGAAAGGCUUUAGCGGAGGCCUCAUCAGAAGGAUGCCCCUCCCCGGCCACAGUAUCGACUCAGGGGAAUCCGACACCUACAUGUCCACCCAGAGCUCCACCGUCAAUGAACAACUUUCCUCUGUCUCCACACAAGAUGACUCCUAUGAUGAACAAAGCACAGACUCCAACAAUAAGGUGUUCAGACCUCUCCUCAGCAAGAGCCAUUUUGAAUCUGUGGCAGUUUGGCAGGGUGACAGAUUCACAUCACAAAUAAGUGGCACAGGCUCCACUGAUCAGACGAGCGUGAAGGACAGUGGGAAAGGAGACAGCGACUUCAACGAUAGCGACUCCGACAUGAGCGGAGAAGCUGCCCGCAAAGCGCCGUGCAAUAUUCAGCCACAGGCAAACAGCUCAUUCUACACCGGACCAGUGGAUCGAUUCGGUCAGCUCUAUGAAAUCCCCACCUACUCCUCCAGCAGUCAUAUGACUAAUGGUGGUUACACCAUAGCGUUCUCCCGUGCCUCAGCCUAUGGCCCGAUGCAUGCAGCAGACCCCCAGGUCCCCGUCUGGAGAGAGUAUGGAUACCAUACACGCCUCCCCAAGGUGGCUGCCCACCACCACGGCCAGCGCCCAGCUCCCCUCUGCCACAGGACGGGCACCCUGCCCACCCAUUUCAACAACCAUCAGUACGACUUCGGGGCCCAGCUGGAGCAGCAGGAGUUUCACUAUGCCCCAAAUGAACUCCCAGAGCUGGCUAUUCAGCCACAGACCUCCUUUUUAGGGGCAGAACAGGCUCUGCCACAGACCUCCUUCUGAUGGGACCGGACGGGAGGAUGAUGAUGGCUUGAGAUGACCUGAGAAACAGAAUGAAUCCUUUUGUAUACAUUUCACAGAAGUUUUUUUCUUUUUUUUUAUGAAUUCAUUCAAAAUGUUCUCAUUUCCAAUCUCCGCAGUGGCCAGAGGGGUGAAUAUAUAUGUGUGCUUGC
This is a messenger RNA of Alosa alosa (allis shad), 3149 nucleotides long. Its product is annotated as protocadherin-8-like. Gene Ontology annotation, molecular function: calcium ion binding. Gene Ontology annotation, cellular component: plasma membrane. Bases 1 to 2979 code for a protein of 992 amino acids. The record is from RefSeq and is a predicted model, not a curated record. Lineage: Eukaryota; Metazoa; Chordata; Actinopteri; Clupeiformes; Clupeidae. Gene Ontology annotation, biological process: homophilic cell-cell adhesion. The transcript has 4 exons.